Emiliania huxleyi CCMP1516 is the source of this 1485-nucleotide messenger RNA. RefSeq lists its product as hypothetical. The record is from RefSeq and is a predicted model, not a curated record. Gene Ontology annotation, biological process: regulation of mitochondrial mRNA stability; mitochondrial RNA processing. The transcript has 2 exons. The coding region runs from base 1 to 1485 and encodes 494 amino acids. Lineage: Eukaryota; Haptophyta; Isochrysidales; Noelaerhabdaceae. Gene Ontology annotation, molecular function: RNA binding. Gene Ontology annotation, cellular component: ribonucleoprotein granule; mitochondrial matrix.
AUGCAAGAGCGCGACGCACAGCGGCUCAGCGGGCUCAUCUCGCACGACAGCGGCUGGAGCCCCGACGAGCUGCUCAGGCUCUUUGCUGCCCACAGCACGAGCAUCAACCACAGGCACGCUGCGAACCUGUGGAACAAACUGGGCAAGAAGCGCGUUGAGCGGCGGCACGAGGAGCAGCUGGAGCGGCUGGCAUUGCUUGCCGAGUGCUCGCGCGUGAUUGAGGUCUCGCUCGCGCGGGAUCCGUCGAUGUGGAGCGAAGAGGAACGCACUCAGCUUCACCAAUGGCAGCUCUGGGUUUCUCUGGAGCGAGGGGCAGACGCGCAGCAGCACCUCAUGAUCUCCGAGUCCCAGCGCAAGCUCUGCCGCGACGCCAUGCAAUGCACGCAAGCCAUCAUUUCGCGCUUUCAGCGCUCUGUUGCAGCUGCACUCGCCGCCGUGUGGGGCCCGGGCUUUGAGGAGGAGCAUCUCGAGCCGCGCACCGGCUACUCUCUCGACCUGGCACUGCCCUCCUCACGCGUCGCGAUCGAGGUGGACGGCCCCUCGCAUUUCCUGCUGCCCGACGGCCGGGGUGAGCGCAAGCCCAACGGGCCCACGCUGCUCAAGCGGCGCCUCCUCGCGGCGGCCGGCUGGCGGGUGAUCAGCGUUCCAUUCGACGAGUGGGACGGCUUGCGGUCGGCCAGCGCGCGGCAGGCCUACCUGGAGAGGGUCGUCCUGCCGGAGAUCGAAGAGAGCGAGGUGGCGGCGGCGGCGGGCACCGCGGCGGGGAAUCAGGCGGCGAAGGCGGUGGAGGCGGCGGCACAGGCGGCGGCGAGGGCGGAGGCGGAGGCGGAGGUGGAGGCGGAGGCGGAGGCGGAGGCGGAGGCGGAGGUGGAGGCGGAGGCGGAGGCGGAGGCGGAGGCGGAGGAGAGGAGGAAGAGGAAGAGGAGUGUGAGGAGGAGAGAGAGGAGGAGGAGGAGGCCGUCGGUGGUGGUGGUGGAGGAGGAGGAGGCUGCGCCUGCGGCGAGGGGCUCCUCUCUGAGCUGGACCGUGCUCGUCUCGCUGCUGCUGCUGCCGCUCCUCGCCGUGGUCGCCAAGAAGCAGGGGCUCGGCCUCGCGCUGGGCGGGGCAGGCUCGAGGGCAGGAGGCCCCUCCUCGCGCGCACGCGGCAACGCUGACGCCGGGAGGGCCGCGUCCGACAAAUCUCGCGCUGACGCCGGGAGGGCCGCGUCCGACAAAUCUCUGCCGUGCGUGCAGUGGGCGGAGGCGGGCGAGUGCAAGCGGAACCCGGACUACAUGAUAGUGCAUUGCGCCGCCGCGUGCAGGGUCGCCAAUCGGGCUCGGAGGGCAGGAGGCCCCUCCUCGCGCGCACGCGGCGACGCUGACGCCGGGAGGGCCGCGUCCGACAAAUCUCUGCCGUGCGUGCAGUGGGCGGAGGCGGGCGAGUGCAAGCGGAACCCGGACUACAUGAUAGUGCAUUGCGCCGCCGCGUGCAGGGCGGCGCAGUGA